Messenger RNA from Pipistrellus nathusii (Nathusius's pipistrelle), 1716 nucleotides. The record is from the annotation of a GenBank genome assembly. NCBI's taxonomy places the organism in Eukaryota, Metazoa, Chordata, Mammalia, Chiroptera, Vespertilionidae.
AUGCUUCCCCGCGCCAAGUACAGCCGCUUCAGGAACGACUCGGUGGCCUCGGCCGAUGACCUUCUGCACAGCCUGGCGGCCAGCGGCAGCGGCAAGGUCCCGGCGGUGGCCCCCUGCCCGGCGCCCGGAGGCGAUGGCGCGGGCAGCCUGGGCCACCUGCUCCACAGGGUGUCCCACCUGAGACUGGCCGGCUCGGGCCUGCGCGGCCGGGGGGCGGCCGCGGGCCGGGGCGCGCGGCUCUCGGGCAGCAGCAGCGCGCCCAGCCUGGCCGCCCUGGACCCCGCGCCCCCCGCGCCCCGCGGCCCGGCCCCGCGCCCCGCCGGGAGGGGCCGGCCCGGGCACCAGCCGCCCCGCGCGCCCCCCGCCCGCGACCAGGUGCUGGGCGCCGGAGUCACCUACGCCGCCAAGUACUUGGGGUGCAUUGAAGUUCUACGCUCAAUGAGGUCUCUUGACUUCAGUACAAGAACACAAAUUACCAGGGAAGCCAUCAGCCGCGUCUGCGAAGCCAUCCCCGGCGCCAAGGGAGCCUUCCGGAAGAGAAAGCCUCCGAGCAAAGCGCUGGCCAGCAUCCUGGGCAAGAGCAACCUGCAGUUCGCCGGGACCAGCAUCGCCCUCACCGUCUCCACCGCCAGCCUGAGCCUGCGGACCGCGGACUCCAAGCAGAUCAUAGCGAAUCACCACAUGCAGUGCAUCUCCUUCGCCUCCGGGGGCGACCCGGACACAACGGACUACGUGGCGUACGUAGCCAAGGACCCCGUUAACCGCAGAGCGUGCCACAUCCUGGAGUGCCGCGACGGGCUGGCCCAGGACGUCAUCGGCGCCAUCGGGCAGGCCUUCGAGCUGCGCUUCAAGCAGUACCUGCGCUGCCCUGCCAAGGCCCCCGCCCUCCACGACCGAAUGCAGAGUCUGGAUGAGCCCUGGACCGAAGAGGAGGGCGACGGCUCAGAACCCCCGUACUACAACAGCGUCCCGAACAAGACGCCCCCUCCGGGGGGCUUUGCGGAUGCAUGCCUGCAGGCCGGGCCCCAUGGCCCCGACACAGCCCCGUUUUCAGGAAAAGAGCAAACUUAUUACCAGGGAAGACACUUAGGAGAGCCGUUUGGCGAAGACUGGCAGCAAACCCCUGCCAGGCCAGGGCCCGUGGACACGGCCAGCAGGCCGGGGGGGACGGCGCCGGCGGCCCCCGUGGGAGCAGCCCCCGCCUACGUGAACACCCAGCGGAGACCGCGGGCCGGGCCGGGCGCGGGCGGCAGUGCGGAGAGCAGCCCGAGGAAGGACCUCUUCGACAUGAAACCUUUUGAAGAUGCUCUCAAGAACCAGCCCGCGGGGCCCGUGCUGAGCAAGGCAGCCUCCGUGGAGUGCAUCAGCCCCCUCUCACCCAGGGCCCCGGACGCCAGGAUGCUGGAGGAGCUGAAAGCAGAGCUGUGGUACCAAGGCCAGAUGAGCAGGAAGGAGGCGGAGGGGCUGCUGAAGAGAGAUGGAGACUUCCUGGUCAGGAAGAGCACCACCAACCCGGGCUCCUUUGUGCUCACCGGCAUGCACGACGGCCAGGCCAAGCACCUGCUGCUCGUGGACCCGGAAGGCACGAUCCGGACAAGGGACAGGAUCUUUGACAGCAUCAGCCAUCUCAUCAACCACCACCUGGUGAACAGGCUGCCCAUCGUCUCCGCCGGGAGCGAGCUCUGCCUCCAGCAGCCGGUGGAGAGGAACCCGUGA